AUGAAUAAGACACCUCACUCCCUGCUGUUUCUGUGGCGCCGACCACUGCUCCUCCUACUGCUGUUGUUUCUGUGCUGCGCCAGUGUGUGUGUUGCGCAGAAGGACGGCGGCGACGCACCAUCGACUGGUGUUGUGCGGGAGUUGCCCCGCAAGGGACAGAGUGGUAUGCAGGCGUACACCGUCGCCACACAGGAGAAUGAAAAAUGGGAGCCAAUCCGCAUUAAGGCGUUCACGAGGGACUUGGAGGACAAAUCGAAGUACUGUACGGAAGUUAACCAAAAGAUCGUUUCUUUUUUCGGGAAUGUGGUUAAAUGUUUUGAAGCAGAUGACCUCAACGAUGAAAGGCACAGAGAAUACAUCAAUGAGAUUAUUCCCGCUGCCAUCAAACUGCAUGAGGAACGACUGCGUGUACAACCCCAUAAAGGCAAAAUAAUCGUGCCCGAACUUGAGGGAGACUACUGUGAGAAUUUCACUGUACCCGAAGAGCACCGCACUGAAGGUGUUGACGCUGACUUUGUGUUCUACGUAGCUGCCGUACCGUGGCAUUAUACGUUUGGUCUCACAUGUGCAACAGAAGAAUCGUCAGGUCGCCCAAUCGUUGGGGUCAUGAAUUUCAUUCCCUCUUUAUACGGUGGCCUGCGAUUGAACGUUCGUCGUGCUGCGCACGAGAUGGCACACGCACUGGGAUUCAAUGUUAUUGAUAUGGGUGAGAAGAACAUGUUGUCCCAUGUCAUAAUUCGCGGCAAUAAUCGUACGGUGGUGAGUUCCGAGUUGACGAAAAAGAAGGCGCAGGAACACUACGAUUGCCCUGAUCUGGAGGGUGUGGAGCUGACACUAAGGGAUGAGGCUCACUGGUUGCAACGUGUGGCGAAGGACGAAUUGAUGGCAGCGCCAAGAGAAUCUGGUGCCGGCUACUAUACAGCACUGACAAUGUCAACAUUUGAGGGUCUGGGGUACUACAGGGCAAACUGGGGAAUGGAGGAGCCAAUGAGCUGGGGCCACAAGGGCGGCUGUAACUUCCUCAAGGAAACUUGCACUGAAAACGAGAAGCACUAUUCUGAACAAUUCUGCAAUGACACUACUGCUUUGCGAUGCACGUCGGACCGCACUGCGUACGGUAUGUGGUAUCGGGGCCAACAAAGGGAAUAUCAAGGUCCUAAUGAUGUCUGUCAUGUGAUUGGGAGUUUUGUUAAGGGCAACGAUAACGUAAAGACCUAUACUUAUUGUACUGGGGCUGAGACCAACGCCCUUCCUGGAUCGCUGAUGGGCCCUGACUCGUGGUGCCUGGAUGGUGAGGGACUGCAGGUGCAAAAUGCUGGGGAGAGUGUUGAGAGCCUGUCCGGUGUGUGUGCGCGGGUGUCGUGUGAUGAACGCAGACGUACAGUGAGUGUACAGUACAAGGGUAGCGACACAUUUAAGGAAUGUCCCGAAGGCACCUCAAUCGAUGUCGAAUCCUCUGCGUUCCAAAGCGGUGGUAAGAUCAAGUGCCCCAAGUACGAUGAGGUGUGUACCAUCGCAUUAAAUGGCAGCAGUCUUGUUCCAUUUGUUAACCCACAUCAACCAUCAGCAGUAGGUGCGACCUUAAUAAAUGGAAAAGAUAAUGCAAACACCAAUGAUCCGUCAAAAUAUCCAGGGGUUGUGAAUCAAGCUCAAAUUAACAAUAUGCAGAACAGCACAGGGAUUUUAACUGAACUUGCUAAAGAUAACGCUUUUUCUGCAGUUUACUCUUUUCCCAUCAUGAUUGUCACCAUGGUUCUUGCUGUGGUGCUGUCUUGCUGA
Molecule: messenger RNA, 1779 nt
Organism: Trypanosoma theileri
Lineage: Eukaryota; Euglenozoa; Kinetoplastea; Trypanosomatida; Trypanosomatidae
Product: surface protease GP63
Exons: 1
Coding region: 1-1779 (592 amino acids)
Biological process (GO): cell adhesion; proteolysis
Cellular component (GO): cytoplasm; membrane
Molecular function (GO): metalloendopeptidase activity
Source: RefSeq, a predicted model, not a curated record